Messenger RNA from Trematosphaeria pertusa, 1474 nucleotides. Its product is annotated as NAD(P)-binding protein. The transcript has 3 exons. The coding region runs from base 193 to 1332 and encodes 379 amino acids. Lineage: Eukaryota; Fungi; Ascomycota; Dothideomycetes; Pleosporales; Trematosphaeriaceae. Gene Ontology annotation, molecular function: oxidoreductase activity, acting on the CH-OH group of donors, NAD or NADP as acceptor. The record is from RefSeq and is a predicted model, not a curated record.
AGGACCGAACGGCUCGCGAGCUUCAAAAUAAAGCCACCAUGUCUCCUUCUCCUACUCGUUUGCUCUUACACUCUCUACUUCCUCCUCUCCGGCUCCUGAAUAGCUUUCUCGCCGUUAAACCCUGAUCGAAUCGCAUAAUUGGCGCCCGACCUAUCAAGGCUCAAAUACGCGCCCGCCCCGCCGACCGCCUCGAUGCUUCCCACCAACUCCUGCAGCUCGCCCACCAUGAGCAGCCCAGAGCUGAAGAAAGUCACCGUCAGCCUGCCCAAGAGACUCGACCGCUCCAGCGAACGAUGGCACCACUACCUCACCAUCGACCUGAUCUGGUACGUGCUCGGGUACACGCUGUUCCAUCCCUGGACGUCUUGGAUCCUCGUCUUGUGCCUGCGCGCGCAGUACACGAAAUAUCAUGCGCCGGAGAUGAAGAUUGCGAUGGCCUGGGCAAUGCUCAUGAGCGCCAUUGGCAUCUUCCACAUAUUCAGCGAGAGGCUCGCGUUUGGGAGCCCGCGGGAGGUUGAUCUGAGCGAUGAGGUUAUUGUUAUAACCGGUGGUGUGGACGGCUUGGGCGGCUUGCUAGCCGAGACGUACGGCAUGAGAAACGCCAACGUCGCGGUGUUGGACACGAAGAGGGUGGAUGAUGAAGAGGCCGAGGAGAAAGGCGUGCUCUACUACCAAUGCGACGUGAGCGACGCGAAGCAGGUAGAAGCCGUUGCGGCAGAGAUUGUGGAAGAUCUCGGUCCGCCAACGAUCCUGAUCAACAAUGCCGGCAUUGCCCACACCAAGUCAAUCCUCGACACGACGGCCGAAGAAGUUGAACAGACGUUCCGCACGAACACCCUCUCCCAUUUCACCACCCUCCGCAUUUUCCUCCCCUAUAUGCUGCGCGAAGGUCGCGGCACCAUCGUGACCGUCUCCUCCGUCCUCGGCCACCUCGGUGCCGCGAACCUCUCCGCCUAUUCCGCCUCGAAAGCUGCCCUCUUAGCUCUACACCACUCGCUCCGCGCCGAGCUCGCCCAGAACCCCGCCGCGCAGGAGAUCAAGACUAUACUCGUGACACCAGGCCAGAUGAGCACAAAGAUGUUUGUGGGCGUUACGACACCGAGCAAUUUCCUUGCUCCGGUUAUUUCGCCAGCUGAGAUUGCGAAGAGCCUUAUAAGAAUGAUCGAGAAGGGCGACAGCGGGGAGCUCGCGGUCCCGUUGUAUGCGCAGUACAUUCAGAUCCUUGGUGCAUUGCCUGUGGGCAUGCAAGCAAUCAUCCGGAGGUGGAGUGGCGUGGAUACCGCGAUAGCAAAGGCCGGCUUGGUCAAGAAGGACACGAGCGAGAAGCAGUAAGCGGAAGAUACCCCACUAUAUCAGGAGGAAGAAGAGCGGCAUGGGGAGCAUUUUUGAUAUUAGGAGCCCUGCAUAGAAGGCUCAUUGCAUUGUGCUAUAUGUACUACUACUGCAUUUGCGAUUGAAUCAAGCGCGUUCAUCC